AUGGCUAUUCCAGCACUCAAGUCUCCAAUGGGUGCAUGGGAGAAGUUGCAGAGUGAGCAGUAUGCACAUGACCCAAUCAUGCAGAAGGUUCUCCAAGCAGGCCUGAACAAGAUGAACUGCUACUAUUUCAAGAUUGAGAAGAGCAACACCUAUGCAAUUGCAAUGAUCCUCACCCCCACCAAGUACCUCAGGACAUGGUGGAAAUCUAUCUAUCAGUCAGCACCUUUUGAGCUGGACAAUAGGCCUCUCCCCAAGGAUGCUGACCUCUGGGGCAACAUGUAG
Dacryopinax primogenitus is the source of this 282-nucleotide messenger RNA. RefSeq lists its product as uncharacterized. The transcript has 2 exons. The record is from RefSeq and is a predicted model, not a curated record. The coding region runs from base 1 to 282 and encodes 93 amino acids. Lineage: Eukaryota; Fungi; Basidiomycota; Dacrymycetes; Dacrymycetales; Dacrymycetaceae.